CGAUUUUCAGGGUACUUGGAGCAAGUUAUGUUGGUAUACUCCGUAUGUCACCGAUCUAUGCUAGCAUGUCCCAAAAUAGUGAGUGCUGCAGGAGGGUUUCGCGAGAAUUUUUUGAUAAAAUUAGCCCAAGUACAACAUGCUCGAUGCUUUGCUGUUCCGGGGGCUAAGCAAGCGUACAAGAGAACGAAGCCUCAUCUCAACGUUGGUACCAUUGGACACGUGGAUCAUGGCAAAACGACACUCUCUUCGGCUAUUACCAAAGUUCUGGCAACAAAAAAAGGCGCAAAAUUUAGAAAAUACGAUGAAAUCGACAAUGCACCGGAAGAAAAAGCUCGCGGCAUAACUAUUAAUGCAUUCCAUUUGGAAUACGAGACGGAGAAACGGCAUUACGCUCACAUCGAUUGUCCAGGUCAUGCAGAUUAUAUCAAAAAUAUGAUUACAGGUACAGCGCAGAUGGAAGGCGCCAUUUUGGUGGUGGCUGCCACUGAGGGGGCUAUGCCACAGACUCGGGAGCAUUUACUGCUAGCUCGACAAGUUGGUAUUCCUCUUAAAAAUAUUGUCGUAUAUCUAAAUAAAAUAGACGAAGUGCCGGACAAAGAAACACAUGAAUUAGUUGAAAUAGAGAUGCGUGAACUCUUAUCGGAACUUAGUUACCCAUCUGAAUCACCGGUUGUUUUUGGUUCAGCGCUUUGUGCUUUAGAAGGAAAGAAUCCAGAAAUAGGAGAAGAGUCUAUAUGGAAACUUUUAGAUGUUCUUGAUAAUUCAUUCGUUAUUCCAGAACGUCAUCUGAAUACAGAAGUUAUGUUCCCGGCCGAACACGUUUAUGCAAUCAAAGGCCGUGGUACUGUUAUAACCGGCAAACUGGAAAGGGGUUCAUUGAAAAAAGGCGACAAAGUGGAAAUAGUUGGUGCAGGAAAAGAACCUAUCAAAUCGGUAGUUUCUAGUUUGGAAACAUUCAGGAAAUCGGUCGACGUGGCGGAAGCCGGUGAUCAGCUUGGAAUUUUAUUAAGGGGUGUAGAAAGCAAAGCGGUACGACGUGGCAAUGUACUUCUGCCGCAGGGACAUAAACAUGUUCCUACUGAUAAAGUAGAAGCUCAGCUGUACAUACUAAAACCAGAAGAAGGAGGUGCGAAGACACCAAUUGCAAACUAUUUCACGGAGCAUCUGUUUUCAUUAACAUGGGAUUGUGGAGCAAUAGUCAAAGUCAAGGGCAAAGACUUCAUUAUGCCUGGAGAAGUCGGAGAAGUUGAGCUGCAUAUGAAUGCAGUGCAGUUUAUCGAACCGCAGCAAAGGUUUACAAUUCGUAAGGAUCCAGUUACAAUUGGGACUGGUGUUUUUACCAAACUUCACCCACCACGAACAGAAGCUGAAAAAGAUAAGAAAGCUAUGAAAGUGGCGAUGAAGGCCGAAAUGGAACGACUUGGCUUCAAUCCAUAUGGUGAGCAAAUGGAGAAAAGGUUAAAACCUGAUUAUUCGAACAGUCCCAAGCAAGCUGCCGCAAUGUCCAAACUUUUCGAAGAAAGUGCAGGGAAAUGAAGUUCAUGAACUUAAUACAGCUACAGUUCGCUUGCUUCAGAUAGGAAUUGAAAGUUAUCUUUCAGAUAAAAAAAUAAUUUGCGGGAAUUUGCUGUCCUUAACUUGACGAGAGUUCGUUUGCUUUACGUUUUGCAAUUUUUUUGGUAUUUUGCUUCGCUUUGCAAUUCAAAAGCUACAAACUUCUCCACUGUCGUAUCUUCAAUGAGAACAUCUAACUCAUCUAACUUUCUAACUUUUGGAUUUUGUUGAUUACCUUUCAUACUUUGUUUUCCAAUAUCCUUGUUGUGACAUCAGGUGAUGUUAUGUCAUAACUGAUGUCAUGUCAUUAUUGUUUGGACAUGCUGUAUUAUGAUGAAAUAAUUGAUUGACAAAUUUGUGGAGUUCAUAGUCUUUAUGAUAAUGAAAUUCAUAAUUAUUUGUUGCCGAUAAAAAUAUGAACAAGU
Messenger RNA from Loa loa (African eye worm), 1979 nucleotides. RefSeq names its product translation elongation factor Tu. The transcript has 11 exons. The record is from RefSeq and is a predicted model, not a curated record. Gene Ontology annotation, biological process: mitochondrial translational elongation. Gene Ontology annotation, cellular component: mitochondrion. Gene Ontology annotation, molecular function: translation elongation factor activity; GTP binding; GTPase activity. NCBI's taxonomy places the organism in Eukaryota, Metazoa, Nematoda, Chromadorea, Rhabditida, Onchocercidae. Bases 28 to 1536 code for a protein of 502 amino acids.